Penicillium digitatum Pd1 is the source of this 1194-nucleotide messenger RNA. RefSeq lists its product as uncharacterized. NCBI's taxonomy places the organism in Eukaryota, Fungi, Ascomycota, Eurotiomycetes, Eurotiales, Aspergillaceae. The record is from RefSeq and is a predicted model, not a curated record.
AUGCGCCACUUCGACACCUGGAUCCUUCGUGAUCCCUACUCCAUCUGGCACUACUAUCCAACCGGCCAUCGCUGGCGUGAUACCGUCCGCGAUUUAAUCCACUCGCGCGAAAUCUGCUCUCCCAAGAACACUAGUCAUCCACCUAUAGAUUGGAGGCAUCCACCACCAACCCAAUCCCAACCUCAACUAUCCCCUCUCCUUCGCCUUCCCCCCGAACUCCGCCAGAUGAUCUGGUCCUACGUCCUCACCAACUUCCCAACCCCAAAUCCCCAAAUCCCUCAAACCAUCCACUUAGUUCAACUCAAAAGCAAAAUCCGUCAUGUCCGCUGUCCAGUCCCAAUCCAUACCCCUCACCAACACUCCCAUCAAAGUGUGUCCCAUAAGAACCAAUCAAAUCACACAAUUGAACCAAACCCCUCCUUAACUCAAAACCGCCACUGCUGCCCCACAACCCCCGCCCGCUGGCGCAUCUACGACGGUCGAGUCCCAGGCCAUAGCGACAGACUCCUCUAUCCACACACUCACUCCCAUCUCCCGUCAACUCUAAGUAAUAGCAACGCCGCUCUGCUACGCGUUUGUCGGACGAUUUACUUCGAAGCAGAGACCAUCCUGUAUAAAGGGUCGCACUUUGAUGUCGACGAUCUAUACACGUUCAUCACAUUCGCGGCAUCGCUGUCGCCUGCUGCCCGGAAUGCUCUUUCACGAUUGACCGUCCAGUGGAUGCCGAUCUGGGUGCCUAUGGCUGGGUUGGAUCAUGAGGGGUCGAUCUAUGCGCAUACGCAUAGUGAUGAGUUGUGGGUGCGGUUUUGGGACGUUGUAGCUUCGUUGGAGGGAUUACGGGUGUUGGGGUUGAGUUUGGAUCUGGGGAGGUUUACGAGUGUUGUUGGGAUUACUGGGGAGGCGGUUGUUUCGGGUCAGAGGAUUCCCUUUGGAAUUGAGGAGAGGUGGGUGAGGCCUAUUCUUAAGGUGAGGGGGUUGGAUGGCUUUGAUUUGGCGGUUACGGCUAGAUGUGAUCUGCUUGCUAAGGGGGUGGUUGAGGGGGAGCUGGUUAGGGAUGUCGGGCUUUUGAGGGAGGAGUUGAGGGGGAUCUUGUGUGGGCCGAGGGGGAGGAGUGGGCGUGGGGGAAUGGUGACGGGGAUGGAUGUGGAGGAGAGGACGAGGAGGGGGAUCAGGUUGGCUAUUACUGCUACUUGA